Peronospora matthiolae is the source of this 540-nucleotide messenger RNA. The record is from the annotation of a GenBank genome assembly. NCBI's taxonomy places the organism in Eukaryota, Oomycota, Peronosporomycetes, Peronosporales, Peronosporaceae.
AUGUAUCUGAUGGAUGUAUUCUAUCAGAUCCUUAUUCGUAAAUGGGAUAUUCCGUACACAGUAGUGAGCACCCCCAGUGGUAUGCUCUGGGAGUGGCUAGUGAUGCCACAGGGGCUAAGUAACGCCCCUGCAACAUUCAACAGGUGUGCUGCAAACCCGUUGCCAUCGGUGCGCGAUUUUGCACCGAGUUACUUUGACAAUGUCUUCGUCCAUAGCCGGGCUAUGGAUAGGAGGAAAGACGUGGAGGUUCAUAAAAUCCACGUCCGGAAGGUUCUUAUACUAAUGCGAGAGCAUAAGUUGUUCGCGAACCUCAAGAAGUGUAUAUUCGCAGCGAACAAAAUACCACUUCUUGGCUGCAUCGUGGGUGAAAACGGUGGACGCCCUGAACCGGAAAAGAUCAAGGCGAUUAGCAACUGGCCCGUGCCAGUCGACGUCAAGGGGCUUCGAAAGUCCCUUGGCUUGGCGGCGUACUUGCACAAGUACUCGCGCAUUUACGCCGAUAUAAACUUACAUCUCUCUCGUCUGCUAAAGAACAACUAG